Messenger RNA from Sporothrix brasiliensis 5110, 1467 nucleotides. RefSeq names its product NIF domain protein. Bases 1 to 1467 code for a protein of 488 amino acids. The transcript is spliced from 3 exons. Gene Ontology annotation, molecular function: protein serine/threonine phosphatase activity. NCBI's taxonomy places the organism in Eukaryota, Fungi, Ascomycota, Sordariomycetes, Ophiostomatales, Ophiostomataceae. The record is from RefSeq and is a predicted model, not a curated record.
AUGGCUGGCAUCAGCGACGAGACUACACCCUUGAUUCCUCAAAAGGAUAUGCACGGAGCCAGCACGGGUGCAGGGAGUGUGCGUCUAUCCAAGUGGCGCUCGCUGCCAAAGCGCCUGGCCGUUACCGUGUGGAAUUCGAUCCAUUGGGUCCUACAGACCUUGGCCGCCCCCGGCGUCUAUCUGAUCGCCUGCCUUUACGACGAGAACGGACGCUUUUCGCCGCUGGGUCCCUUUAAGCUCCUGUUUGGGCAGCGUCGCGGCAAGCACGGGAAAUCUUCACUGCCCCCCUAUAGUGACGAAAAGGACGACUUUACGGGAGAGAGCGACACGCUCCUCAAGCGGAACAGCACAAUGUCAGCAACGUCGGGCUCGGGAAGCGGGCGGCUCUUUUCAUCAUCGUCUAUGCCGAGCGGAAGCUCGUACGCGGUAUCCUCCGAGUCCGAGUCGGACUUUGACACCAAGCGCACACAACAAAGACGGAAAGGCACAAGCGACAGUUCGGGCCGGAGGGGCACGGCAGGCAGCCGGUCUGGUGAAGACGAUGGGCCAGGUACUGGAGGCGCGACCAACUCGAGCAGCAAUCGGCGAUCCGUGCGGAUCAAGUUGAACGACGAUACACUGCGCCAACGGAAACACCGCAAGGGACAAUCCUCGUCUUCGACGAUGUCCAUGCAGCAGGGUGGGAACGGCGGCAGCCGCGCUGACAGCUUUGACGGCGACAGUAGCGGGGGUGGCGUGGCCAAGGACAUACUGGCGCAGCUCAAGUCCCCGACAUCUCCGGCCGGUGCGCUUACGAAGUACCCUCGCACGCCGGCGCCGCCUCGGCCACUCAUUCCCCGGCGGCAGCCCUCUUUCCUCAACAUCGAACCUCAAGACAAGUCGCACCAGAAGACGCUCAUUCUCGACCUCGACGAGACGCUGAUCCACAGCAUGUCCAAGGGCGGGCGCAUGAGCACGGGGCAUAUGGUUGAGGUUCGGUUGAAUACGACCUUUGUCGGCAUCGGCGGCCAGCCCAGUGCCGGCCCACAACACCCGAUCCUCUACUACGUGCACAAGCGGCCCUACUGUGACGAGUUUCUGCGGAGGGUAUGCAAAUGGUACAAUCUGGUUGUGUUCACGGCGUCUGUGCAAGAGUACGCCGACCCGGUCAUUGACUGGCUGGAGUCGGAACGCAAGUUCUUCUCUGCCCGCUACUACCGCCAGCACUGCACGUUUCGCCACGGCGCCUUCAUCAAGGACCUGAGCGCUGUUGAACCUGAUCUGAGCAAGGUGAUGAUCCUGGACAACAGCCCGCUGAGCUACAUGUUCCACCAGGACAAUGCCAUUCCCAUCCAGGGCUGGAUCAGCGACCACACUGACAAUGAUCUCCUGCACCUCGUGCCGUUGCUGGAAGGUCUCCAGUACGUCUCGGAUGUCCGGGCCCUGUUGGCUCUGCGCGGCGGUGAGGACGGACGUCACAUGGCAUGA